CACGCGCGGUGCCGCCGCCGCGGGCACAGCGCCGCGGGCGACGAGCGCGGCGGGAGGCGGCGGCGCGGGCAGCUGCGCGGGCUGGAGGCAGAGCGGCUUCGCCCGUCUGUUUUAUUUUUAGCUGGCAGCUCGGCUGGCGUUGCAGGCGGGGCGGUGGCAGGCGAGGGAGGACCGAGCCCGGCUCCCGGCGGGGCGGGAGGACGGGACAGCAGCGGCAGCGGCAGCGGCAGCAGCAGCAGCGGCAGCAGCAGCAGCAGCAGCAGCGAGGUUACCGCAGGCGAGCCGCAGCCAGCUCGGCUGCAAACCCGCCGCCGCCGCCCCUCCCUGCCUCCGCGGCAGGGAGAAGCAGGCAGCGGCCUCGGGGCUCCCGGCGCCGCGGCUGCCCCAGGGCUGGCGGCUCGCUCCGUGCCUGCGCUGCCGCCGCCGCCGGGGCCCGGCGGGCACCCGCAGAUGGCCAGUCCGCGGCUGGAGCUGGAGGAGAGUCAGCCGCCGCCCGACCCUCCGCAGCCCGAGCUAGCUUUCACCGAGGCGCAGAAGUGGAUCGAGCAAGUGACAGGCAGAAGUUUUGGUGAGAAAGAUUUUCGUUCUGGAUUAGAAAAUGGGAUUCUUCUGUGUGAGUUGCUGAAUGCAAUAAAGCCGGGAUUGGUAAAAAAGAUCAAUAGACUGCCGACCCCCAUUGCAGGUUUGGAUAAUAUCAUCUUAUUCUUAAGAGGCUGCAAAGAGCUGGGACUUAAAGAAUCUCAGCUCUUUGAUCCGGGUGACCUUCAGGACACAUCAAACAGAGUAACUGUCAAGAACAUUGACUAUAGUAGGAAGCUGAAAAAUGUAUUAGUCACCAUUUAUUGGCUAGGGAAAGCGGCAAACAGCUGCACCUCAUAUAGUGGAUCAACCCUGAACCUGAAGGAGUUUGAAGGUUUGCUGGCACAGAUGAGAAAGGAAACUGAGGAUAUUGAGAGCCCAAAGCGCAGCAUUCGUGACAGCGGCUAUAUAGAUUGUUGGGACUCUGAACGCAGCGAUUCUCUCUCCCCACCUCGCCACGGCAGAGAUGACUCCUUCGACAGUCUGGACUCGUUUGGAUCCCGCUCACAGCAGACACCGUCCCCAGAUGUAGUGCUCAGAGGAAGCAGUGAUGGGAGAGGAAGUGACUCUGAGACUGACCUGCCACACAGAAAGAUGCCAGAUGUGAAAAAAGAUGAUAUGUCUGCAAGGCGGACCUCACAUGGGGAACCUAAAUCAGCUGUGCCUUUUAACCAGUACCUCCCAAACAAGAGUAAUCAGACUUUUUAUGUACCUGCUCCGCUUCGGAAAAAGAAAGCCGAACGAGAAGAGUAUCGGAAGAGUUGGAGCACUGCAACUUCGCCGCUAGGAGAGAGACCUUUCAGCAAAACCCACCCUGCAACCAUAGAAGAAGAACAGAAUGAAGCAUCGGGACCAUGUCAAAAGGAGAGUGUGGGCUCCGUGGCUUCUGAGACAAGCCCCACUAAAAAUCAAGUAGGUUUGAAUCAAAACAAAGGAAACUCUGUAGGCCAGCCUCCUUCAUGCGGUGCUAAAGAAACAUCAGCAUCCAAAGGGAAAGAUGCAGAAGAGCUCAGAAAAUUAAGAAGACUUGAACAAGCUGGCAUUAAGGUCAUGUCAGCAGCCCAGCGCUACGGCAGUAAAAAGCAAACAUGUGAAGACAACGGAAGCACCCGAGACAUCAUCCUUCGCAAGGAGAACCCCUUCAUGAUACUUUACCAAGGGAAGGAUUCUGGUUCAGAAGAUGAAGCAGUGAGCAGAGUUCCUGAUUUAGAAAAGGAUGAUUUUGCCACUCGGAGAGCCAGGAUGAAUCAGCCCAAACACAUAGUUCCAUUUAACACAUUUUUAAUUGGACCUUAUAUAAAUAAAGAUAAAGGUAAACUGGAAGACAUUAAAAAGCCAUUGCAGAUGGAAAAACAGGAACAUGCAAGAGGAAGCCAGGUGCACACAGCAUCAGCAACGCAAAUAGUGACACACACAGAGAACCCAUUUCUGCAAACUAAGAAGAAUGAGUCAGAGGAGGAAGAGCAGGUGAAAGUGCCUGAUAUUGAGCGAGAUGAUCUGGCUAAACGGAAAUCUCAGAGUACCCUUCCUCAGCUACGAGAAGAUAUAUUUGUGAAUGCCUGUAUAACACAAGCAGAUCUGGAGACCUGGAAAAGAUUGAAACUGUCAGGGGAGUCCAGUGAAGAAGAUUUCAAAUGUCCCUGUGACACUCUGCCAUCAGCUGAAAUCGAAGUGAAAGCAGCAGUCCGUGAUGAUUUUGCUGUCCGCAAAGUGAGAGCAAACAAAAAAGCUGGUAGCCCCAAGCAGAAGUUUGUGCAUUUUGGGCCAGUGACUGAGAUUGAUCAGCAGAAGUGGGACAAGCUCAGUAUCGGCAGAGCUUCAUCCAGGAGUGAAAUAAAAGAGGAAAAUAAGAAAGAUGAUGUGGAGAUUCACAGUGAUAUUGAGAGUUCUUCUUCAACCAGUGUUGGCAUUUUCCACUCUACUGGACACAGUGAUGAAGUCUCUAGGCCACAGAAUGAUUCCAGUGAGGUAGCAAGCUCAGGUACAGAUGAACGUUGCAGGAGAGCACUAUCGCCUGUCCCGGCUAUUUGUGUUGUGUCUGAGAAGCAAACCCAACACAGUUUAAACAAACAGCAAGAAAGCACUGAGGAAGAGUGUGAUGGGCAUUUACCUGACAUUGAGAGAGAUGAUAUGUUGGUUAGAAGGAUGGGAGUUUUUCAGAGACGUACCACUAGCCCCGUUCAUAUACGUUGUCCUCCCCUGUCAGUAGCUCCUCAUCUGCUGCUGCAGCAGCAAGGGGAGGCAAUAGCUCGUGAGAAGGAUUUGAAGACUCCACAGGAAGCAGAAAGUACUGUAACCAGAGAAGAGAGCCAAGAACAACUUGAAAUCCCUCAUCAGCAGAGUGGUGGAACAGAAAACAAAGUGAAAUUUCCAGACCCACAAAGGGAUGAUAUGUUGGCCAGGAGAACUGGAGCUUUUCUAAAGCAGACUGGGCUCGGUGUUAAACAGUUCCUUCCCAUGCCAUUUUCAAAGCAGCAGAAUAAGCAGGGCACAACUAAAGAACUUGACAAGAAAAUUAAGAGGCCUGAAAAAUGUCCACAAGUCUGCAUUAAUAGCUCUGGAAAACUUGCAAUGCAACCUCAGCAAGAACAUCAGCAAGGGCAGGAAAGAUGCAAUCUCCUUCCUGCAGGACAAGAUGAUAUUCUUUCUACUGCCCAAAUGGCUGAUCGUAGCCUUAACAAAGUCCACCCGGAUCAAACAUCAAACCUUCAGGAGGUUCCUGAGGAAAAUAAAAAUGAAACACUGUCAUCCAAGGAUGAACAUCUGCAAACAUUCGGCCCCAGAACUGCUGUGUCUGAUGACGCAGAGAGCGUGAGCAUGUUUGACAUGAGGUGUGAAGAUGAAGCUGUGAUGCAGCCUCAUAGCAAAGCUCGCCAUGAGAAACUGCAGAAUAUACACAACCAACUGAAAGAGGAUGAAACUAGAUGGCAAGAUGACCUAGCUCGGUGGAAGAGUCGCCGAAGGAGUGCUUCACAGGAUUUAAUAAAAAAAGAAGCCGAGAGAAAGAAAAUGGAAAGGUUAUUGUCUGGAGAGGGAACAAAUGAGCGAAGAAAAAGCAUCAAAACCUACCGAGAAAUUGUGGAAGAGAAAGAGAGAAGAGAGCGGGAGCUUCAUGAGGCGUACAAGAAUGCAAAGUCUCAGGAGGAAGCCGAGAGUAUCCUCCAGCAGUACAUUGAAAGAUUCACCAUUAGUGAAGCUGUCCUUGAGCGUCUGCAGAUGCCAAAAAUUCUGGAAAGAAGCCAUUCAGUGGAGCCAAAUUCCCCGCUGAAAGACCCAAAUCCUCUAAGAUACUUAAGGCAACAAUCACUGCCUGCUCCAAAAUUCACUGCCACCAUUGAAGCAACCAUUGUUCCGACCGCUGAAUUAGAACCCAGUGGUUCGACGGGCCGCACAUCCCCAAGCAAAACUGUUGUCUCCAAGGCUGUGCCUAUGCUGACACCCAAGCCUUACUCACAACCCAAAAAUACACAGCAAAUUUUAAAGAAUUUUAAGGUAGAUGGAAAAGUCAGCAUGAAUGGAGAGAAUGUCAACGGAGUUGAAGAGAAGGAUAAAGAGUGCACAACAGUAAUAUUUACUCCGUCGCCAAGCAGAUCUCUGAAAUUUGAUGGAGUAGCCAGAGGGGACAGGCCCCUGGUUGAGUUGAAGAAGGACCCCACAAGUACUGAGCUCAGUUUACAGAGGCCUGCCAUUCAGAGUGUGCACAAAGAGCCAACAGCCUCUUCAGUGGAAGAAGAUACAGCAGCCAGCCAACAGGUUGGGGCCGGCCCUGGAAGUGCAGGAGCUGUGAGCCUGGCGUGUGCUUCCCUGGUUUCAGAUCAAAAGCAGUUCAGGUCAACUGCAGCUUGUGCCAGCCCUGUUGUGACCAGCUUAGUGUUACCUGCUAGCCCUGUCCCUUUGGAGGAAGCUGCUUCCAGCGAGAAAGACGUGAAGAAACCUGAAAAGGAACAGCAGAAGGAAGCACAGCUCCCUGCUACGCAGGAGGUAACAAAACCAAAAGCCCUGGAACCCGAGGGGAGUGUAGUAUUCCCAUUUUUAAAGAAGCUACCCGAGACCAGCCAAGUUACUGUGCAGAACGCUGAUCUACAAGCUGAUUCUGAUACUGGUGACAAAUCAAAUCGUUUCAAUUUCUGGUCCUGGGAUCCAGAAGAAGAGCGAAAGCGACAGGAAAGGUGGCAACAUGAGCAAGAACGCUUGCUUCAGGAGAAGUACCAGAGGGAGCAGGACAAGCUGAAAGAGGAAUGGGAAAAGGCGCAAAAAGAAGUUGAAGAAGAGGAACGUAGAUACUAUGAGGAGGAACGUAAGAUAAUUGAAGAUACGGUGGUUCCAUUCAUUGUCUCUUCAAACUCUGCUGAACUCCUGUCCUCCUCUUCCUCUACCGCUGAAGGAAGCAAGACAGUGAAUACACCUGAUUCCAACAACUCUCCAGAGGAGGGCAAACAACAAGAAGUUACAAGGCAGAAGAAAUUGCUUUGGGAGCAGGACAGUGUGCCAUCUCUGAAAAGCAAAGAAAAUGAACUCUGGCAAGAGAAGAAUAGCAGUGUAAAUAAAGUGCUCUCAGGACAUCCAGAGACAGGUAUCUUGAAAGGAAGUGAACAGGAGCACCAGGUGUCUGUGCCGGAACGCAACUCAUCUGCCAGGCUCAAUCUACCAUUAACUCAGGACGUCUCGUGGAACCAGCAGCUGCUAACCAAACAGUCCCCGCAGCGCGCAGACGACGUGAGGCAGAGAACGUCCCUGGGUCAGAGCACGAGUCCGCAGUCUAGCUCUGCGGGGGAAAAGAGGAGGGCAGGCUGUCGUGAGAAUUUCCGAUCUGGGCCAUCAUCUCCCUGCUCUCCUGCUGCUCCAAGUCACUCACCCAACAGGUACAAAAGAUCUGUGAGCGGAAAGAAGCUUUGUUCUACCUGUGGGCUUCCUCUUGGAAAAGGAGCUGCCAUGAUUAUUGAAACGCUUGGUCUCUACUUCCAUAUUCAGUGCUUCAGGUGUGGCAUUUGCAAGGGACAGCUGGGAGAUGCCGCAAGUGGGACAGAUGUCAGGAUUAGAAAUGGUCUUUUGAAUUGCAAUGAUUGUUACAUCCGAUCCAGAACUGCUGGGCAGCCAACUACAUUGUGACAUGACUUUCAGUCCUAAUGACUUGCAAGAAGGAGCUCUCUUCUAAUGUGUCGGCUGCCUCCAGACAAUCACUUUUAAGAGCUUGAAUCCACGGAUGUCAUAGCUCUCAUCUCAUUUUAAAAAGCUCAUAUGAAAAUGCUACAUCUGCUCCUUUAAAAUACAGUAUGUUUUUUCCCCCUUUCCUAAGGAAUUUGCGAAAAAUCUAAGAUGGUAUCUGGUAAGGUAUAGCCUAAGUACUAUAAAAAAAAUUCCCACCUUUUCAGGUAUGUUUAUGAUACCCAGUCUGUUACUUUGUUCUUUUAAAAGUAAUAAGAAAAUAAAGAUGCAAUAAACUUGUUUUGUUUUAAUAUUUCUAGGAAUUAAAAUUUUAAGUUUACAGAGCCUUUAUAGAAUAUGCCAACUUGAGAUGAGAAGUAAUUUUAAGAUAGUAUCUAAUCAGUGCAUUUGAAAAAAAUAAACACCACAGCACAUGACUUCUCUGUUAUAACUGAAGCUAUAACCUCUUUUUAUACAGAGACUAGUUUGAUAAUACAUCCUGUAAUUCUGAAACAUUUUGUGUUUAUAUUACCUUCAGUGGAGGGUAGGAGUUAUACAAAUAAAUUAUUGCACCUUUAGUGAUAGGAUUUUUUGUUUGUGUACCUCAUGUAAUGUUCAUGACUAUAGCUUAACAUUCUGUCAAAUAAAGAUUUCUUCAUUAAACCUAAAGACUCUAUACCAUUAGCGACUGCGAAAUUCCCAUUAGGAGCAAUCCUUCAUGAUAAAAUCAGUAUCUGUGUUGCUGUUAGAUUUGAUGAAAGGGUGAUGUGGAGGAGAGGAGCUUGAAUGGGCAGAUACAACUGAAAUGUGAAUCUCCAAGCUGCAGUUCAGUGGUGUGGUGAACUUGUUCUGUUGGCUUUUAACUUUCCCGUAGAUGGUCAGAGUUAUUCUGAGAUCUGCUCAUUCACUUGCCAGUGUUAUGUUCGACUGAAAUCACAGGAGAAGAAACGCGUGUGGUGGGGGUCCCCUCCCCAGUCCUCACUAGGCUCAGUAGUGAAUUAGGGCAGCCGAGUGACAGCCAUGAACUUGUGUCCCUCUAUGCAUCCACCCCCAAAGGUCAGCAAAAACCAGGAGUGCGGAAGGCAGGCAGGGAGGAGGCCAAUAGCGACAGGCAAAAAAGCUUAACUUACCUGUGUUUGGGGCAGUUACCUUUGCGCUUUUAGGUAUGUGCUCCGUGCUGAGGUGCUCCAGCACUCGCUGGAACAGCCAGCAGAGCUGUGUUAGCUAGGACCUCGCUGUAACCCGGAAUAGCUAGAAUACACAAACAAGUUGAGGUGAUAUAUUGCAAUUGUAAAAUUUCUCAUUUUAGCAGUUCAAAAUGCAGUUUAAAAUGGAGAAAAGAAAAUGACUUAUUCUGCCUUAAAAACCAUGAUAAAACUAAACUAAUGGAUUUCGUGUUUUAUGUAUGUGCACAUCCAUUGUCUAUUGAUGUGUCAGUAAAUGGAAAUGACCUGGUUUUUGGGGAAGCAAUAAUUUUGAGUUGUUAUAUAGCUAGCAACUAUUUAUUUAAACACUAGACAGUUGCUUACAUAUGAGUUGCAUACCCAUGCAAAACUGCUUAUCAUUGAAAACACCUGCACAAUGUUAUCAUUUGAGGAGACUGUGACUGUCUGGUGGAAGUUACAUGUUACUUCCUUAAAAUUGUGCCUUAGAAAACGCAAAGCUCUUGCACACAGUCAGUGAUGACUUAUGGAUGCAAUAAAUCCAAAAAGUUGAAGUCCUUCAUGGGAUUUCACCUGGGGAGUAUUUAAAAAAAAAAAAAAAAAAACAGAAAAAUGUUUUGAAAAUAUGACAGUGAAGUCAAAUAUUUUGAUUAACCAUUUGCAUGAUUUACUGUUAAAGGUUUUUAAUAACCAGGAUGUUUACAGUUUGCACGUGGUCAUCAUAACAUUUUCCUGCAAAUAAUGCAUAACAUGGAAAUUCUAAAGGAUUUUAUAAAGUACUUUGUACAUCUAUAUUAUUCCAUGUGCUGCAUUAAGGUAAUGUGAAUAUAUUAUGUCUGGGCCUAAUUUGCAAACAAGACCUCCUUUAAUGCAUGCUUGUAUGUCUAUUUGGUAUGAGUCACUAACACUGAUUCCCACAUGUGAUGUAGUUUAGAUGUGCAAAUCAGUCGCAAAUGUAUAAAAAGGUUGGUUUUCACAGACAGAGGUUAGGUCUGCUUCUCAUUAACUUAGUGGUAGAUGCCCAAAGAUGUCAGAGGAAGCAUGACUGGAGCCAAAAUGCAUGGGCAAGGGGUGGGGUGGGGGGUGUGCAGCCUUGCAGGCACUGCUGGGGGGCUCUGAAGCUGCUUGGAAAUUUAUCCCAGGGUCUAGCAAUUAUAUUCAUAUAUGCAUGUUGUAGUGAAGUUAAUUGCAUGUAAAGCAAAAUGAAGCAGCAUUCUCAGACCACAAUUUCCCCCUCCCAAACACCAGCACAGAAUAGUUUUCAAGUUUUCUAAAUUGUACUUGCCAACUACUUUGUUGAUGCUUGGUUUAUUUUUCAUUUGGAGUCUUAUAUGGCAACUUCAUUUGGGCUAAGAGUUUUUUUCCUUUCUUUUCAGUUUAAACAUAUAAAUAUGAUACAUUUCUUAUGAGGAACUUUGCAGCACGGAAAAAAAACCUGCUUUAUUACAUUUGAGCUACAAUGUAAAUGUAUUUGUUGCAGAAGUGAUUUAUUGUUGCUAAGCAAGUACAAUGUAUGUAAUGGUUUUUAGAUGUUUCAAAGUUUACUUAGCCUGUUAAUACUUCAGAGAACCUCAGUAAGCAUCAUAACCCUCUGUAUUUCACUACCCCACUUCCAUGGUGCAUUUUUUCCUUACUCUUGCUAUGUAGUGUUAUGAUGCAGUUCAUCUGUAGUUUUCAGUGGAUGUCCUAAAGGUUGGUGAACCGACAGGGGACCAUCCUUAUAGGCAUGUCUAUUCAAGGACAAGGAUUGCUGUCCUAACUGGAGCUAAUGUUGAAUACAGAUUAUGCUAAUCUUUCCUUUGUUUUAUUUAUUCUGAAAUGCCUCUGGAAAUUAGGAAGACUUGUCUAAAAUGCAACAGCUUUUAUAGUAAAUGUACGUUUAUAAAUAAAAAUAUUGGUUACAUUUGGUGAA
Molecule: messenger RNA, 8799 nt
Organism: Dromaius novaehollandiae (emu)
Lineage: Eukaryota; Metazoa; Chordata; Aves; Casuariiformes; Dromaiidae
Gene: LIMCH1
Product: LIM and calponin homology domains 1
Exons: 34
Coding region: 451-5688 (1745 amino acids)
Biological process (GO): regulation of focal adhesion assembly; positive regulation of stress fiber assembly
Cellular component (GO): stress fiber
Molecular function (GO): myosin II head/neck binding
Source: RefSeq, a predicted model, not a curated record